GAUGCAGUGACAGUGGGGAUUCCAGCUGGCUUUAGCGGGUAGUCGGCUGGUGCUCGACCUUAUCCUCUUUCAUUUUCCUUUUCUUUUUCCUAGAAACUUUUAUUAUCAUCAUUUUUCACUCCCCUAAUGGAAAACCUUUUUUUUUUUGCUAUUCGAAAUUAUUAGCUGAACUGAACUCCCAGUGUUUAUUUUUGUACUAUGAAAGUAUGAAUAUUCAAAUCUCGUGUGGGCUGCGGGGAUCCUUUGGUGGCUGUGGCUGUGGCUGUGGCUGUCUGUCUUUCUAAGUUCCGCCGCUGCGGAGAGAGGGAGAAAAAUAAAGAAGACGGAGUUUAUAAUGUGACGGCCGAACCAGCGAACACGAAACCCUAGAGAGAGAGAGAUUUUUCGUUAUAUUUGUAUUCUUCACGAAAUAGAAAUCCAAAAACUAAUAAUUUUCUUGCUUUACCGAUCGAAAAGGAGAAAGGAAAAGGAAAAGGAAAUAUUCUCGUUUUACACUGUUUCAAGAACAAACGAGGUUGGAUAACCGGGCUUCGGUGUCUGUGUGGAUCACACUGAAGCAGCUGUUGCUCUGCUCCUGCUUCUUUUCAACUUUGAAGUUAUAAGGGCAAUCAUAGCUUGCUGAGAUCUUUUUUGCGAUUCCCUUCCAUUGAGAAAAAAUGAUGUCAAGAUCGUAUACCAAUCUGUUAGAUCUUGCGUCCGGUAAUUUUCCGGUAUUGGGCCGUGAAAGAAAGCGUCUACCAAGGGUAAUGACAGUGCCGGGUAAUGUCUACGAGCUCGAUGACGAUCAGGCCAAUAGCGUUUCAUCUGAUGUUCCUUCGUCGGUCGCUCAAGAUCGAAUAAUCAUCGUAGCAAACCAGCUGCCCGUGAAAGCCAAGCGAAGGCCCGAUAACAAAGGCUGGAGCUUCAGUUGGGAUGAAGAUUCGUUACUGUUGCAGCUCAAGGAUGGAUUGCCUGAAGACAUGGAGGUUAUCUAUAUUGGGCUGUUGAAGGUGGAAGUGGAGGCGAACGAGCAGGACGAUGUCUCUCAGGUUCUGCUCGAGAAGUUCAAAUCUGUACCUGCUUUCCUCCCUUCGGAUGUCUUCAACAAAUUCUAUCAGGGUUUCUGUAAGCAGCAGCUCUGGCCUCUGUUUCAUUAUAUGCUCCCAUUCUCGGCUGAUAAUGGUGGAAGGUUUGAUCGUACUCUUUGGGAAGCAUACGUUUAUGCAAAUAAACUCUUCUCACAGAAAGUGAUCGAGGUCAUCAACCCAGAAGAUGACUACGUUUGGAUUCAUGACUACCAUCUCAUGGUGCUUCCCACCUUCUUAAGAAGGCGCUUCAACCGUCUUCGAAUGGGUUUCUUUCUCCACAGCCCAUUUCCUUCGUCUGAGAUCUACAGGACUCUACCUGUCAGGGAAGAGAUCCUCAAGGCGCUGUUGAAUUCAGACCUGAUUGGUUUCCACACUUUCGAUUAUGCUCGUCAUUUCCUCUCAUGUUGCAGUCGUAUGUUGGGCUUGGAUUAUCAAUCCAAGAGAGGUUACAUUGGGUUGGAAUAUUAUGGAAGGACAGUUGGGAUCAAGAUCAUGCCCGUUGGAAUCCACAUGGGUCAGAUUUCAUCUGUGCUUAAACAGGCUGAUGAGGAGUGGAGGGUUGCAGAGCUUAAGCAGCAGUUUGAAGGGAAGACUGUGUUGCUUGGCGUUGAUGAUAUGGAUGUCUUUAAAGGGAUUAAUCUGAAGCUCUUGGCAAUGGAACAGAUGCUCAAGUUGCACCCCAAGUGGCAGGGAAGGGCUGUACUUGUUCAGAUUGCGAAUCCUGCGAGGGGUCGAGGGAGAAAUCUUGAAGAGAUACAGGAAGAAAUACAGGCAAGUUGCAGGAGGAUUAAUGAAGAAUUCGGUGGACCUGGUUAUGAACCGGUGGUGUUCAUUGAUAGGCCUGUUUCGGUUAGUGAAAGAAUGGCAUUCUACACUAUUGCCGAGUGUGUUGUCGUCACGGCUGUGAGGGAUGGUAUGAACCUUACUCCGUAUGAGUAUAUCGUGUGCAGGCAGGGAGCCUCUGUAGCUGGGUCAAGUUCAGUGUUGACAGGGCCAAAGAAAAGCAUGCUGGUGGUGUCAGAGUUCAUUGGGUGUUCUCCUUCACUUAGUGGAGCGAUACGUAUAAACCCAUGGAAUGUUGAUGCCACUGCGGAAGCAAUGAACGAAGCUAUUUCAAUGCCAGAUGCUGAGAAACAGCUGAGGCAUGAGAAGCAUUACCGUUAUAUAAGCACCCAUGAUGUGGCUUUUUGGGCACGAAGUUUCUUGCAAGAUAUGGAGAGAACUUGUAAAGAUCAUUUCAGGAGAAGAUGUUGGGGAAUUGGAUUGAGUUUCGGUUUCAGGGUCGUGGCACUUGAUCCUAAUUUCAGAAAGCUUUCCAUAGAUGACAUUGUUGCAGCAUACUCAAGUGCUAAGAGCAGAGCCAUACUGCUGGACUAUGAUGGCACUGUUAUGCCUCAAAGCUCCAUAAACAAAAGACCAAGUCAGGAGGUUAUCUCCAUUCUUAACACACUAUGUGGCGAUGAUAAAAAUAUGGUUUUCAUUGUUAGCGGAAGAGGGAGGGAAAGUCUGGGAACGUGGUUUUCUACAUGUGAGAAGCUCGGGAUUGCAGCAGAGCAUGGUUACUUCUUGAGGUGGCCACUUGACAAUAAAUGGGAAAUCUGCGGGCAGGGUACCGAUUUUGGGUGGAUACAAAUGGCUGAGCCUGUAAUGAAAUUGUAUACAGAAUCUACCGAUGGUUCUUCCAUUGAAACCAAGGAGAGUGCGUUAGUUUGGCACCACAGGGAUGCCGACCCGGGCUUUGGAUCCUCCCAAGCAAAGGAGCUUCUGGAUCACCUAGAGAGUGUGCUAGCAAACGAACCGGUUGCUGUGAAGAGUGGUCAGUUCAUUGUCGAAGUGAAGCCUCAGGGAGUCAGCAAAGGUCUCAUUGCAGAAAAGAUCUUCACUACCAUGGCUGAGAAAGGGAGGCAAUCAGAUUUUGUGCUAUGUAUCGGGGAUGACAGAUCAGAUGAGGACAUGUUUGAGAUAAUCGGUGAUGCUAUGAACAAAAAUAUCCUUUCGUCCCAUACUGCUUUAUUUGCCUGCACUGUUGGGCAGAAGCCAAGUAAAGCCAAGUAUUAUUUGGAUGACACAACUGAUGUCAUCAACAUGCUGGAAGCUCUAGCUGAAGCAUCUGAUUUGACUUCCCCCAAAUCAUCUGAUUCAGCAUCCCCCAAAUCAGGAAUUGAAGGAAAGCCUUGAUCUCUUCCUUCAGUGCUUCCUUGUCUUGAGGAACACCCCUGUGCUUUGUAAAUGAAAAAAGUUGGGAAGAUUAUGGAGGCCUGGAACUGCAGGAGGUGAUUGUCAUUUGCACAGCUUGGUUGAGUGAAAAAUUUAUUGAAUGAUUCUUUGUUCCUAUUGUGCUUUGGGCGGUGGAUUGCUAAAAGUGGAAACACCGGCAGGUUGGAAUAAACCAGUGAGUUAAAAAGCAGUGAAGGGUACUCACUGAUGGCGGGAGUAUUUCUGCUGCAUCAGCUCAAACAUUUUAAUGGGUUUAGCCAUUGCUAAAGCUUUAUUAUUGUGGGAAGACUUGUCUCAACUUAAAGAAAUGCCAAUUUUUUGUGUGUGUAGCCUUGGUGCACUUUCAGCUUCUUAGCAAGGAUUCAGAUAACAGGGUUAGAAGAUCCUUUAUGGCUGCCAAGAAACUCGUGGAAGGUGAGGAGAAGCAGGAAUUAUGCAUAUAUUGGCUGGUUGUUAGAAUGUAAUGUGGAAUAUAUUACUGAUAAUAUAAUUGCUAAUUUUUUUUUUUCGGCUGAACAAUAUAGUUGCUAAUUUUUGCACUUCCAUUAUUUUGAGUGAAGUUGUAGCUUUGUUUUA
Messenger RNA from Macadamia integrifolia, 3860 nucleotides. Its product is annotated as probable alpha,alpha-trehalose-phosphate synthase [UDP-forming] 7. NCBI's taxonomy places the organism in Eukaryota, Viridiplantae, Streptophyta, Magnoliopsida, Proteales, Proteaceae. Gene Ontology annotation, cellular component: cytosol. Gene Ontology annotation, molecular function: catalytic activity. Bases 657 to 3245 code for a protein of 862 amino acids. The transcript has 4 exons. Gene Ontology annotation, biological process: trehalose biosynthetic process. The record is from RefSeq and is a predicted model, not a curated record.